This is a messenger RNA of Balaenoptera musculus (blue whale), 2400 nucleotides long. RefSeq names its product BAALC binder of MAP3K1 and KLF4 (gene BAALC). The record is from RefSeq and is a predicted model, not a curated record. Gene Ontology annotation, cellular component: cytoplasm. The transcript is spliced from 3 exons. The coding region runs from base 142 to 579 and encodes 145 amino acids. Lineage: Eukaryota; Metazoa; Chordata; Mammalia; Artiodactyla; Balaenopteridae.
GGCGCGGGCGGGCGGGUCGACGGACGCGAUGCCGCCGCCGCCGCCUCCGCCUCCUCGCCGGCCCGGGCUGCGCCGCAGUGGCUGAGCCGCCGCUAGAACCGCGAACCGAGCGGCCGCUGGGCGCGCCAGCAGCGCGGGAGGAUGGGCUGCGGCGGGAGCCGGGCGGAUGCCAUCGAGCCCCGCUACUACGAGAGCUGGACUCGCGAGACGGAGUCCACAUGGCUCACCUACACCGACUCGGACGCGUCGCCCAGCAACGCCACCCCGGACAGCGGCCCCGAGGCGGGCGGCCUGCACGCAGGUGGGCUGGAAGAUGGCGUGCCCUCCAACAGUGUGCCCCGAUCGACAGCCCCAAGUGGAAUAUCCAACCCAGAGAAGAAGAUGAGCUGUGGGACCCAGUGCCCAAAUCCCCAGGGCCUCAGCUCAGGCCCCCUGACCCAGAAACAGAAUGGCUUCCGGACCACAGAGGUUAAAAGAGACGCUAAGCGGACGUCUGGAAAAGAAGUCACCAUUAACGUCGCAGACAGCAUCCGACAGGUGGACAGAAGUCGAAGAAUCACAAAGAACUGCGUCAACUAGCAGAGUGUUCAACCAGUUGAAGGGCAGAGGGACUUCUUUGGUGCCCUUCACAUCCUGGACCCCAUCGCGGAACCUUGAAGACGUGGGUGGCCCUUGCUGUGUGGGAACGCUGCUGAGUGCCUUGGGAGACUGUCUUAGCCUGUUGGGACGUUCUCAGCCUCCUAUUUAUCACAUAAAUGUAUUGGCAGAGUACUCUCAUAGGGUAAUAAACUGCAAAUGUAUGUUCAGUUGCCCCUUGCAACUGCUGCAGUGUGGUCUGAUGGAAAAGUGGCGAGCAAAAGCACGGGCCAGUUUAGGAAACGGAAAAGUAGAAGGGAUAGGUUCCUGGUUGAAAGAGUCACAGUCGGUUCUGAGCUCUCCUGGCCAUGGUCGUGCGCACUGUUUCAGGCAAGCUUAUUCUAUCAUUCUUCCUUUUUGAAAUACCACCAUCUCACAGCUUACCGUGUUCACUUAAAAGUUGGCUUUCACCCAACUCUAAACCCACAUGUAUGAGGAAUCAAGAAACAGGAAAACUGUUAUUCUUGUUUCCUUAGCUCAGGAUGAGACAGAUUCAGAUCCAAUUUUACACAAACUAACCCCACCAACACCCAUGGUGUAUCCCAGGGAGGGCCUCUGUGAUACAGUCACACCCAUUUCUCUCCCAUCUGCCUUCAGCAUCCCCCCGGGCCAGGAUCCACGUCAGCUUCUGAACCAUAGUAUCACAGUAGUGGUCACCUCGGAGCCCUCAAGGCUCAGCAGGCAUUGCAUUUUUCCAGCUUUCCACUUCCCUUUGCUUGUGUUCUUGUGUUUUUUCUCUCCAAUAAGGCCAUUUGCAGUUGUUAAUCAAAGACCAGGCUCACAAGAGGGAGAAAAUCUGGAACAUGUUGGCUUCCCUUUGGCCUCUCUGCACAGCCCAGGACUGUGUCAUUUGGUAUCUGCAAAGGAAUCGCUUUAAAAAGUCAGUACCUAGUUGGUGUGCGUUCACAUGGACAUUAGAUCCACAUGCACUGUGUUAGAAAUCUGUAGCUGAGGCAGUAAACAAAACAAAAUCGGUAGGAAUAAAAUUUUCUGGCAUUUCUUUAAACAUGUUAAGGUGGAAGUAUUUUCCUCCGAAGUAAUGUAGCAUGAUUUUUAAAGGACUGUUAACAUGCCUGGAAUUGGGAAAGGUAGGACUAAAGUUGUAGCGAAUGAUACCAAUAAACUCCAUGUUUAGCAGAAAUAGGUAGUCUGAUGGUGUGUGUUUAUCUAUCAUAGUCCGGAGAAGGUUAAAAAUUCAGAUACUUGGCCUCUUUACCUGCCAACUCUGUUAUUCCUCAAACACAAGUGGGCAAUGUCCCUUCCUUCCUUCCUUCCUUCCUUCCUUCCUUCCUUCCUUCCUUCCAUGGAUUGUAUAUUUAUUCAGUAAACAUUAAAUGCCAACCCUGUGUCAGGCACCGUGCAGAUGCUGAGAGAUUUGGAGUCUGGCCAGUCAUGGUUGUAUAUCCUGAAUUUGACAGUGAACUUAAUAACUAGGGGCCUGGCUUAGACGCUGGGGUAUAGUGUAUGGUGUGAAUUGCUCUGCAGUGUAAUCUUAAUUUUAUAGCCAGGAUAGGUUUCUGUCCUAAACUCCAGAUCUGGGCAUUCUCCUAACCACUGUCCAAGCCUUUACUAUGCACAAAACUACACUUUCCCAAACCUUUGUCAUUUUGUGAUUCUUUGAGAAAGGGCUUUUAGGAAACUUCAUGUUCCGAAACUUUUAAAUAUAAUAAUAAAGCAAAACCUGUGACUUCCAUGACCCCUCUGGUAUGAUUCAGCAGGAGCCACCCACUGCCAAAGUUUGGCAUUGAUCCUGCAAGUUCAAGG